GGUCCAGAAAUUUGAAAAUUAAUUAUUUCAACAAUUCUUCUAUUACAAUGCUGCAGCUGCGGUUUGUGAAGGGAGGCUUGCGCUUCCUCGCUGUGAAACGUGUCUCUGUGCUGAGCUCAGCCUUCCAGAGCAGCCAGCAUGUGGAGUACAAGCCCAUCAAGAAAGUUCUGGUGGCCAACAGAGGUGAGAUUGCCACCAGAGUGUUCCGGGCAUGCACAGAGCUAGGCAUCAGGACAGUGGCGGUGUACUCAGAGCAGGACACCGGGCAGAUCCACAGGCAGAAGGCUGAUGAGGCCUACCUUAUAGGCAAGGGUCUGCCCCCGGUCCAGGCCUACUUGAACAUUCCUGACAUCAUAAAGGUGGCUAAGGAGAAUGAAGUGGAUGCAGUUCACCCUGGGUAUGGAUUUCUGUCAGAGCGUGCAGAUUUUGCGCAGGCAUGCACAGACGCCGGCGUACGAUUUAUCGGCCCAUCUCCUGAGGUGGUACGGAAGAUGGGAGAUAAAGUGGAGGCCCGAACUAUUGCAAUCAGUGCUGGCGUUCCAGUUGUUCCAGGCACAGAUGCUCCUAUUUCUUGUCUAACAGAGGCCAAAGAAUUCUCAAACAAGUAUGGAUUCCCUAUAAUCUUCAAGGCUGCCUAUGGUGGUGGUGGACGAGGCAUGAGGGUGGUACGAAGUUAUGAGGAGCUGGAGGAGAAUUAUACCCGGGCAUACUCGGAGGCACUGUCCGCCUUUGGAAAUGGAGCCUUGUUUGUGGAGAAGUUCAUUGAAAGGCCACGUCACAUAGAGGUGCAGAUACUUGGUGACAAAUACGGUAAUGUGGUACAUCUCUAUGAGCGUGAUUGCUCUAUCCAGAGACGGCACCAGAAGGUGGUGGAGAUAGCACCAGCUGCUCAGCUAGACCCUCAGCUCCGAGACCGUCUGACCCAUGAUUCUGUGAAACUUGCAAAGCAGGUUGGCUAUGAAAACGCAGGUACUGUGGAGUUCCUCGUGGAUAAGCAUGGCAGACAUUACUUCAUAGAGGUCAACUCUAGGCUGCAGGUGGAACACACUGUAACGGAGGAGAUAACAGAUGUUGACCUGGUACACGCUCAGAUCCAUGUUGCAGAAGGAAAAAGCUUGCCUGAGCUUGGCCUAAAGCAGGAAAAUAUCCGUAUCAAUGGCUGCGCCAUACAGUGUAGAGUCACCACUGAAGAUCCUAGCCGUGGAUUCCAGCCUGACACUGGCAGAAUUGAGGUGUUUCGGAGCGGCGAGGGUAUGGGUAUCCGAUUGGACAGUGCAUCAGCCUUCCAAGGAGCGGUGAUAUCCCCACACUAUGACUCCCUUCUAGUCAAGGUCAUUGCACACGGGAAAGAUCAUCAAGUGGCAGCUACCAAAAUGAGCAGAGCGCUGGCAGAAUUCCGAAUCCGUGGCGUGAAGACAAAUAUUCCUUUCUUGCAAAAUGUCUUGAAUAACCAUCAAUUCCUGCAUGGAACAGUGGACACCCAGUUUAUUGAUGAAAAUCCUGACCUCUUCAACCUGCGUCCUGUACAGAACAGAGCGCAGAAGCUCCUUCACUAUCUAGGUCACGUGAUGGUGAAUGGACCCACUACACCUAUUCCUGUUGACGCCAAGCCAUCAACUAUAGAUCCUGUCAUACCACCCAUCCAAAUGAGUGAGCCCCCUUCUGGGUAUAGAGAUAUCCUUCUCCGUGAUGGUCCGGAAGGUUUUGCAAAGGCCAUCCGUAACCACCGUGGUCUUCUGCUUAUGGACACUACAUUUCGAGAUGCCCACCAGUCACUACUUGCUACACGUGUUCGUACUCAUGACCUUAAAAAGAUCUCUCCAUUUGUCUCGCAAAAUUUCAACAAUCUGUUCAGUUUGGAAAAUUGGGGAGGUGCAACUUUUGACGUAGCCAUGCGAUUCCUCUAUGAAUGCCCUUGGAGGAGAUUGCAAGAAUUGAGGGAGCUUAUCCCUAACAUACCCUUCCAGAUGCUUCUCAGAGGGGCAAAUGCCGUGGGAUAUACCAACUACCCUGAUAAUGCGGUUUUCAAGUUUUGUGAAGUGGCGAAAGAGAAUGGGAUGGAUAUCUUCAGGGUGUUUGACUCUCUGAAUUAUCUGCCUAAUAUGAUUUUAGGCAUGGAGGCAGCAGGUCAAGCCGGUGGGGUUGUAGAAGCUGCCAUCUCAUAUACUGGUGAUGUGGCGGACCCUACUCGCACCAAGUACACCUUGGAUUACUAUAUAAAUCUAGCCGAAGAGCUUGUCAAAGCUGGAACACACAUCUUGUGCAUCAAGGACAUGGCAGGAUUGUUGAAACCCAGAGCUGCAGAUCUGCUAAUCCGAGCCCUUAGAGACAAAUUUCCAGACAUCCCAAUUCAUGUGCAUACCCAUGACACAGCCGGCGCUGGGGUGGCAUCUAUGCUGGCAUGUGCUGAAGCUGGGGCCGACAUUGUGGACGUUGCUGUUGAUUCAAUGUCCGGGAUGACUUCUCAGCCUAGUAUGGGGGCUUUGGUGGCGUGUACAAAGGGCACAGAGCUAGACACAGGAAUCCAGCUGGAUAAGGUAUUUGACUAUAGUGAGUAUUGGGAAGUCGCUAGAGGUCUCUACUCUGCCUUUGACUGUACAGCAACCAUGAAAUCUGGAAAUGCUGAUGUGUAUGAGAAUGAGAUCCCUGGAGGCCAGUACACCAACCUGCAUUUCCAGGCUCACAGCAUGGGGCUGGGGAACAAGUUCAAGGAGGUGAAGAAGGCUUACACCGAAGCCAACAAACUUCUUGGAGAUGUUAUCAAGGUAACACCUUCCUCAAAGAUUGUGGGUGACUUGGCACAGUUUAUGGUGCACAAUGGCUUGUCUCGUGAAGAGGUUGAAAAUAUGGCGGAUGAGCUCUCCUUCCCACUCUCUGUAGUGGAAUACCUGCAAGGUUAUGUGGGAAUUCCUUAUGGUGGUUUCCCUGAACCACUGCGUUCAAAGGUUUUGAAAGAUCUGCCACGCAUUGAAGGUAGACCUGGGGCCACUUUGCCACCAAUGGAUUUUACUAAGCUGGAAGAAGGGUUGAAGAGCAAGUAUGACGAUAUCACCCCAGAGGAUAUUAUGUCUGCCGCUAUGUAUCCUAAAGUAUUUGAGGAGUACAAAGACUUUAGCACUCAGUUUGGUCCAGUGGAAUGUCUUAACACGCGCCUCUUCUUGGAGGGACCUAAAAUUGCUGAGGAAUUUGAGGUGGAAUUGGAAAGAGGCAAAACCCUGCACAUCAAAGCCCUAGCUCUGGGAGAUUUGAACAAGGCCGGCCAAAGGGAAGUCUUCUUUGAGCUCAAUGGUCAACUCCGAUCCGUCCUUGUUAAGGAUACUCAGGCCAUGAAGGAGAUGCAUUUCCAUCCCAAGGCCCUGAAGGACGUAAAAGGCCAGAUUGGCGCCCCCAUGCCAGGAAAAGUGAUCGACAUAAAGGUGAAAGAAGGAGAGACAGUGGAGAAGGGUCAGCCUCUCUGUGUACUGAGCGCCAUGAAGAUGGAGACCUUGGUGAAUUCUCCAGUCUCUGGAACAAUCAAGAAGAUUCAUGUGAAACCCGACAUGCAUCUGGAGGGAGAAGAUCUUGUCCUAGAAAUAGAAUAAAUUGAACCUUAAAUGGAAGAGCUCUGCCGGGAAGGGGAUUUGUGAAAUGCCUUGCUUUCUGUGUCCCUCUUGUAAGAUUGAGAGGGUGCUAUAUACUCAUCUCCUCGUACCUGCUGACAGUGUGUCUUAUCAAUGUAAAUGAAAGUGCUUUACAUGUGGGUUUAGGGACCUAAAAUCAUAUCUGGAUUAUUUUUUACUUUGCUUGCUAAAAAAUAUAUAUAUAUAUAUAUAUAUAUAUAUAUAUAUAUAUAUAUAUAUUUUGCUAAAUAACACACACAAAUGCUUUUUCCUGAGCUUUCAGGCGGACAUUAGAAAAGGUAUUUGCCAAUCUGAGCUCUUGUCUAGGUGCAGAGAAAUUGUUCUGCUGGAUAUUGCUUACUGUCUGAAAAGGAGUCAAAUGUUUCACAUCAAGUAUAAAUCUUUCCCGUUCCUAUUUUUAGUGCCAAACAGCAAAGAGCUGAUAUUGCAGCUGCCGCUCCUCAAUGAAUAGAGAUUGGAUAGGCAUUAACCUCAAUAUUAUACAUUGUCCAUUGCAGUAACUGACUAUGUAACUUGUGAAGACUGACUAAAUCCAUACUGCAUAGGCCCCCUAUGAUUGCCCUAUUACUAACUGGUACAUUCCGUUCCAUCAUCAUGUACAUCACCCUUUCCUUAUCUUCCAGGAAACACAAAAGCUUUUACUAGGUUUCAGCACCAUGGACAGAGGCGCAACAAGCAAGUAUAUACAGGAUGUCCUGCUACGCACAAAAUAAUUCACUUAAACUACUGGUAUUAAAAAAACUGCUUAAACAUAAAAAAAAGCACAUCUUUACAUUUUUAACUUUUCAUUGUUUUGUAAUAGAAAUGGAGAAUCAUAAAACUUAUAUAGGGUUUAUAUUUCGUCAUUUCAUAACACUAUGCAAUUCAUUUGUACUAUUUUAAAAUGCUGAGUUAUCCAAAACUCAUGUUCUUAUGGAGAGCUUUCUACAUUAUUUUGUGUUUUAUAUUAAAUUUUUUUCUUCUUCUUUUUUUAUACAUAGCCUCAUGAAUUUUCUCUAUAGGUUGGUGCCUUCAUGACCUUGUAUUGUAUUUGUAGCAAUGGUGUUUUUAGUCUUGGGAACACACUAUGGGGGCGAUUUAUCAAAACCUGUCCAGAGGAAAAAUUGCUGAGUUGCUCAUGUCAACCAAUCAGAUCGCUGCUUUCAUUUUUCAAAGGCCUUUUCAAAAAGGAAAGAAGUGAUCUGAUUGGUUGCUAUGGACAACUCCGCAACUUUUCCUCUGGACAGGUUUUGAUAAAUCUCCCUCUAUAUGUUCUUGUUUUGAGUGUAGUAACACCCUAGAUCAGUGGUCUCGAAACUGUGACAAAACUACCAUUUCGAGCUUGCCCGGAGAGCCGUUGACUAUCUGGGCAUGCUGGGAAUUGUAGCUUUGCAACAUCUGGAGGGCUUUGGAGUUUGGAGACCACUGUUAUAGAUCAUUUGUAGCCUAGUAUAAUAGGUACAAUAGCGCACACUGAAUGACCACAAUUGUUGGGACUAUCAAGUGAGAUUUAAAUUUUUUAAUUAUUAAAUUCCCUAAUAACAGAAUAUAUAAUCCGACAUAUCAAGAUGUAGAGGAUUUUCUGGGUUAAAAUUUAUCAGUUUCUUUUAUCAGUUUAGAAAGUGAGAUUUUGGCUCCACCAUCUAUAGCCUAACAUAAGUAUCAUUGUGUCCUUCUACCAUACAUAGUGGUUAGGACCACCACUUCUAUCAACUGAUUUUCAUUUUGUUGUCCGUAUCAAGAUGGCCGCCGUCACACUAAGACAUCAAAGACUCCUCAGAGAGUGGUAAACUAUGAAGAGCUGUGUGUAAACCAUUCGGCAGAUGCUGAGUUUGUCAGGGAACGAUAACAGUCAUACGCUAGGAUCACUUUGUAGGCAUGAUUUGUCCCCGGAGGGUACAUUGAGAGUUAAGAUAAAGACAGCGUUUGCUGUAUUCACUGCAUUCUGUCUAUGAAUGAUAUCAGGAUGAUUUAAGGAAAAAUAACACCGCAAUACGGUGCACUGCUAAUGGAAAAACUGGAGAAGUUGUAUAUCGCUAUGUUGUGUGGUUGGUUUUGUGUUAGUACAUAAUGGAGUAGUAGAGGAGGACAUAGAGAAGGAACAUUCCUGCUGUAUGGUCACAUAGAAGAUAGCAGUUACACUGUAGUAACAGUACGGUCAUGAGAUGACAUAGUGAUGGCUGUAAUAUUUAUCUGCUUUUAGUGGCGGAGCCUUUGGAUUCCACUUGCUUGUCUGUAGACCAUAGCGUACACACAUAACACACGAUUGAUGUAAUAACAUAGCAUCAGUUUAUUUUCUUACCGAAAACCAGGAUUCCUGGAGCCAUACUUGCCUGCCCUUCAGCAUUAUAGAUACGAAAUUUUAAUUUAGGACAGCAGCUGUGCAUUGUGGGCAAAUCAUAGGCAUUUAGGGAUUGCCAGCUGCUUGUUUAGGCUACCCCUGGUCUUGAGUGCCUUUGGGCUUUGCCUAUUUUAAGCUUUUUACCAUCUAACCUCCCUUGCCUAGUUAAGAAUUUAUAAAGAGCGCGCAGUAAGAUGCUAUGUGAUGUAUUCUGCAUUACGACUCCCAGUCCUGUACCCUCUUUUCACCUUGACACUUAUUUUUUUUUUUAGAUAUUUUUGUUUUAUAUAAUAUAUAACAGCACUUGCUGAUACAUAGUUUUCAUUGCCAACACCUCUUUUACCACCUUAACUCUUCACUAGCACGAGCAUGUGCAGUAGAGGUUUAUGUAACUUGCAUAGGUUGCACAGUCUUGGUUUUUAUUCGGCUGUAUCACUGAUAUGGAAACCUUUCUUAUACAGACGGAACUUUUCUUCUUCUUUAGCUGCAUUGCAUAAUAUAGCUUAGCUUUAUCUGUAGAUCGAAGAGGUGGCUCAUUGCCGAGGACAUUGCUAAAUGUUCAGCUUUUUAAUUGUCUCCCGUCCUAUAGUACAUUGGAAUCAUAGGCGUUUUUUUUUACCUGCAAUACUAUGUGACAGUCAGAUUGAAAUAUUUGUGGCUGCGAUUCUCAAGAGGUCUGGAUAUGUGAAGAGGUAAAAGGGCUCUUUGCAUUUCCAUUUAAUGUCUUCACAGAUACAUUCUGUGUGAAGAGCCUGUGGGCAAUACAUAGCGCAGCACUUUGUCAGAGCUCUGACCUUUUAAUGCCUGAAAUACAAUGAACUGUUUGUGAACCCGGUCGGGUCAUAUAGUGAAAAAUGUUAUGUCUGAUGUGCAGCCAGUGCGUAGGGCCAUCUCCUGUAAAGUCAGCGCUCACGGAGCACCGGGCAGAGCGGUAUAGUAGGAGAAAACGCUCUGCAAUUAUAAUGUGACAGAUAUAUCACAGCUCUCCCUGCAUCAGGUCAAGUUUUUAAAGUCACUCUCGGAGAUACGAGAUCUUACACGUUAAACACUUUUCCCCCAUAUCACUCACAUCCAGUUGGAUUUUGCAUGCUGUACGUUCUUUUACUUUUCCUGUGCACAAAAUGUUUUUACCUGUAAUAAAUGAGCAGCUCCCUGUCCACUUAGUCUAUGCAAAAAUGUACUCGGCAUUUGCACAAUGAAUUCUUAUCUAAGACAAGCACCCGAGCUCUCAUACAUAAGAGCCCACUGUGACGGGAAUACAGAUGUUUUUUUUUUUUUUUUUGUGUGAAUUUAGUCUUUCCUUUUUUAUAUGUUAGAAUUUAAAGUGGCGGCGGCAAGAAUUUUUUCGUAUUGGACCAUGUUGUGCCCUGUACCCUAUCUGUGCCCACCAUGCACCUUUUAGCCAUUGUUCACGAAGGGUAUAGGAAGUCUUUGUUUACAUUGCCUACAUUUUAAGGCUUUUUUGUUUUGUAAGCCAAGUUCUGUCACCAAACCCUGUGCACGAUACUCCUCUCUACGUUUUAGUUAUUGUCGGACCACCGUAGGACAUUUUAUUGUCUUCUAUACAAUUACGAGUGCCUGGAUUGUAAUAGUUGAUUGCCGAUUUGUCAGAUUGCUUUCAAAAAGAAAACAGAGUUCUUAUUCAUUUAUGGAUAGGGAUGAGCUGCUGAGCAUCUAUGUAUCUUCCCAGUUUAAAUGGAUUCUGCAAGCAAGAUGGUGAUUGAGCACACUGAGCAUUGUUCUCUCUCUAGAGGCUGGGUCCGUAUUGCGCUUUUAGUCAAUGUAGUAGAACAAGAGAUAGAGACAUUAUCCCCUUCUCCCUCCACUCCAUAUGGUAGGUUAAAAAGGCUGCUUUGUGAGUAGUAACAGUUAAUAGCAAAUAGCCAUUAUGGUGAAGAGUAUAACCCCGAACCAUUGUUAACUGUGGACCAUUAACUUCUGUAAUACCAGUAUUCUGUGUUACCUUGUUUACAUUGUGAACUAACUGGAGAUUUCCUUCUGUGUCUAAUACCAGGGAAAUAACAAGAAUGCAUUAGUGAAAUGUCUUUAUAUGUACAGGUCGAAUUUUGCCUUUGAAUGCCUUGUUAUGGAUUUGAUUUACCUUAGUGUUUAUCCAUUGAAAAUAAAGCUGAAAUUAUGUUAUGUUGA
Hyla sarda is the source of this 8088-nucleotide messenger RNA. It is a transcript of the gene PC, whose product is annotated as pyruvate carboxylase. Bases 48 to 3581 code for a protein of 1177 amino acids. Gene Ontology annotation, cellular component: cytoplasm. The record is from RefSeq and is a predicted model, not a curated record. Gene Ontology annotation, biological process: pyruvate metabolic process; gluconeogenesis. The transcript has 21 exons. Gene Ontology annotation, molecular function: metal ion binding; ATP binding; pyruvate carboxylase activity. Lineage: Eukaryota; Metazoa; Chordata; Amphibia; Anura; Hylidae.